Cucurbita maxima (winter squash) is the source of this 1868-nucleotide messenger RNA. RefSeq lists its product as uncharacterized. The record is from RefSeq and is a predicted model, not a curated record. The transcript has 3 exons. Bases 176 to 1513 code for a protein of 445 amino acids. NCBI's taxonomy places the organism in Eukaryota, Viridiplantae, Streptophyta, Magnoliopsida, Cucurbitales, Cucurbitaceae.
UUACACUCUAAAACCCUUCAUUUCUCCCUUACAUUUUGCCUAAUUCUUCUCUUUACUCACUACCCAUCAGUUUUUGACUUCAGAUUCUUCAACAAAACCCCCAAAUCCAAAUCAAUUUUGUCUUUGAACUUCUGGGUUCUUCUAAUUCUUCUUCAUUUCCUUUCCCUUCUCUUCAAUGGAGAAGAAACCCAGCUUCUUCUCUGUUUUGAAAGAGGAGGUUAUUCGUGGGUUGUCGCCGUCGCGUUCUCGCGCCAAAAGUCCGGCGAGAACUGCCUCGCCCUUCUCGAUUCUGUUGCGUCGAAAGAAGACCCAGUACGCGAAUCAUGGCGGGAUUCCGCAGCAGUUCAUUGGACGAUCCGGAAGUUUUCGGCCGGUGGGUGAGGCUCUUACGCCGCUCGUUGAGGGUCCCGAUCCGGACGACGGCGAAAUCGGUGAUUCGAAGAGGAUCAGUUCGGGAUUAGGGCAGUGGAUGAAAGGGCAACUCUCUCGAACUCCCUCUAUUGCUUCUUCCAUGGCUAAUAAGAGGUCUGAUUUGAGGCUUUUGCUUGGCGUUAUGGGUGCUCCUCUUGCUCCUGUUCAUGUUAGCACCUCCGAUCCUCUGCCACACCUGAGUAUAAAAGAUACCCCCAUUGAAACUUCAUCAGCUCAGUACAUAUUGCAGCAAUACACAGCAGCAUCUGGUGGGCAGAAGCUUCAAAACUCAAUUAGAAAUGCAUAUGCAAUGGGGAAGCUUAGGAUGGUAGCUGCUGAGUUUGAAACUGCAACGAAGGUGAUGAAGAGCAGAAAUCCCUCGACCCGAGCCGAGUCGGGUGGCUUUGUGCUCUGGCAGAUGAAUCCAGACAUGUGGUAUGUUGAGCUUGCAGUUGGAGGCAGCAAAGUUCAUGCUGGGUGCAAUGGAAAACUUGUUUGGAGGCACACGCCCUGGCUCGGUGCUCACACUGCGAAAGGGCCGAUUCGACCUUUGCGCCGUGCACUUCAGGGUCUUGAUCCUAGAACAAUAGCCAGGAUGUUUGCUGAUGCAAGAUGCAUUGGAGAAAAGAAAAUAAAUGGUGAGGAUUGCUUCAUCCUUAAGCUUUGUGCUGACCCUCAAACACUGAAGUCGAGAAGCGAAGGACCGGCCGAGAUCAUUCGACAUGUCUUGUUCGGCUACUUCAGUCAGAAAACAGGAUUGCUGGUGUACAUGGAAGAUUCACAUCUUUCUCGCAUUCAAUCCAACGGCGGUGAUGCAGUUUACUGGGAAACCUCAAUCAAUUCGUUCCUCGACGAUUACAGACCCGUUGAAGGUAUCAUGAUCGCACACUCUGGUCGUUCUGUGGUCACCCUUUUCAGGUUCGGCGAGAUGGCCAUGAGUCAUACCAAAACAAGGAUGGAAGAAGCCUGGACAAUCGAAGAGGUUGCGUUCAACGUCCCCGGCCUAUCAAUGGACUGUUUCAUUCCCCCAGCUGACUUGAGACCAUGUUCUAUCAGUGAAGCCUGUGAGGUUCUUCAAGACGAAGGACGAAAAGUGCAAUAGCGCUAGCAGCAUACCGAGCGAAAGUAGCUGCACUGGAAAAGCCCGACGUCGACAACAACGAGUGUAUGAAUAACAUGACAUGGAAGCCAGAUUUCUAACUAGAGCAGCAGUUGUUUAUACUGAAAGGUGAUUUGAUAUCUUAAUUAUAGGAAGCAUAUAGAGUUAGGGAGUGUUAUAGAUAAUUUACAAGUGUUAUGCAAUGCCUCUGUUAAUCUGUACAUAGAGAUAAAUAUUCUCAAGCUUCAAACAAGCUUGAAUGAAUCUUUAUACUCACUAGCAGAAUCCAACGACGGAGUUGGAGCUCGGGUUUCCAGUUAGGGAUGGAGCGAAUGGAGGUCCAUUUUUUUUCGGUUCA